AUGUCGCCCAAAGAUAAAUCGAAAAAAUUGUCCGGUAUGGAUUUUAAUGUGCUACUUGUUGCGAUUAAACAUUGUUCUGUCGAUAAGCUGUCCAUAAAAUCGACUGCCGCAAUGUAUGCCAUUUCCCGAACCACUCUUCAACGCUACGUGAAGAAAGUGGAAGAACAUUUCGAAGACAUCGAAACCGUCGAGGAUGAUGCUUUAUUGGAUUUUCUUCGAGCAUGUAACAAGCACGUGCCAUCGAAUCAGGUCUUCUCGACAGCCCAGGAGAAUGACUUGGUCACAUACAUUUUGAAAUGUUCCAAUCACUACUACGGACUUAGCAUAAAUGAGGUGCGUGAGUUGGCAUACCAGUUUGCUGUGAAGCUUGGCGUUGAUUUCCCCAACAGUUGGAACAAGGAUGAAAAAGCGGGCAUGGAAUGGUAUAAAAAAUUCAGGCGUCGACACCCUCAAUUGACUUUACGCACCCCGGAGCAAACAUCGUUGAACCGCGUAAAGGCUUUCUGCACAACUAAGGUGCAGAAGUUUUUCGACCAACUCGGCGCGAUGUACGAUGAGCAUCAUUUUCCGGCUACGCACGUCUAUAAUAUGGACGAGUCGGGGUUUUCUACCGUUCCAACGAAAAUUGGCCGAGUGAUCACCUUGAAGGGCACACGGCGUGUUGGUAAGGUGGAAGCCGCUGAACGAGGCACCAUGAUUACCAUGGCAUUGACAGUCGACGCUAAUGGAAACAGUUUGCCGCCGUUUUUCUUGUAUCCAAGGAAAAACAUGCAAAGCUGCUACCUAGAUAAUGCCACUUCGGGUACGGAUGCUUUGGCAAACGGCUCUGGAUGGAUGGAUCAGCCGUCAUUCCUUCGCUACAUGCGGCAUUUUAUCGCGUUUGCCAAGCCAACGCCAGCUUCUCCUGUUUUGCUGCUCCUGGAUAAUCACUCCAGCCAUCUGUCGGUAGAAGCACUAGACCUUGCCGUCGAGAAUGGCGUGCAUAUUCUUUCAUUUCCACCGCAUUGCAGCCACCGGCUUCAGCCUUUGGAUGUUUCUGUGUUUGGACCGGUGAAGACUUUUUACAAGUUACAGUGUUCGGCUUGGCAAAAGAACAAUGCCAAUAAGGGCUUGGAAAUCCGUCACCUGGCCAGCUUGAUCUGCAAAGCGCUUGAUCUGGCGUUAACACCAAAGACAAUCAAGUCUGGUUUCCGCGCAACAGGCAUCAUGCCAUUCGACCCAGACAUUUUCAGUGAAGCUGAUUACGUUAAAGACGUCGGACAAACUCCAGUGCCAUCUACUUCGACUUCGCGUGCAACGUCAGUGAGCAAUCUUUCGAUUUUGGAUGACGUCGGUCCAUUGCGCGGUGCGACGCCGAAGAAGCCAUUGAAUCGCGGCCGCAAACCAAUGGAGAGCUCGAUACUGACUUCUCCGGACGUUCUUUCUGGCUUCAAGAGGAAAGAAGCUGAGCGGAAUGCUAAACAAGCAGCAAAAGAAUCGACAGCAUCUAAGCGCGCCAAAUUAACUCCAGGCAAGCGCACCAAUCCAACUUCAUAA
Phymastichus coffea is the source of this 1536-nucleotide messenger RNA. RefSeq lists its product as uncharacterized. The coding region runs from base 1 to 1536 and encodes 511 amino acids. Gene Ontology annotation, molecular function: DNA binding. The record is from RefSeq and is a predicted model, not a curated record. Lineage: Eukaryota; Metazoa; Arthropoda; Insecta; Hymenoptera; Eulophidae. The transcript has a single exon. Gene Ontology annotation, cellular component: nucleus.